AUGCCUACUUUUUCACAACCGUUCGUAGCGUCCCUCGCACGGGCUCUCGACGCGGCCCAGGUGCCCUGCGUCUUGUGGGGCCACUGCCUGCUCUGUCUCCACGGCGUACCUUCCAUCGUCGGCCUCCCUCGACCUUCCGCCGUAUUUUGCCCUGCGUCCGAGCAAACUGUGUUUCCGCCCUGGCGGCCGGGUCGAGGGGCUGGAGUUUUCAAGUCGGCCACAGAUGCCGUCGUCGCUCUCAGGUCUCACGUUCUUUUGGAGGCUUACAUGCAGCUCUAUGCACGGGACCAAGGGAAGCGUGUCGGUUCCUUCGGCAUGGCCAUGAUCGCCUACAUACAGCUUUACGUUGAUGCUGACGGGUUUCUGGAUGCCGACCUUCUGCCAGAACCACUUAGCACGUUCUACAGAGAAUUGCAGGAGGGCAAAAAGCCGAUACGCCAGUGGAUGUUGGAAUUAAAGGGCGCUCUCGGAGUGGAGGAGGAGGAUCCUGAAAGUGAUAGCUGA
This is a messenger RNA of Chaetomium globosum CBS 148.51, 504 nucleotides long. RefSeq lists its product as uncharacterized. The record is from RefSeq and is a predicted model, not a curated record. The transcript has 2 exons. Bases 1 to 504 code for a protein of 167 amino acids. NCBI's taxonomy places the organism in Eukaryota, Fungi, Ascomycota, Sordariomycetes, Sordariales, Chaetomiaceae.